UUUGAUAUCGGAGCAUUGAAAUUUAAGCUGGAGAGCUUUGCUGAGAACGUCGACAGCAAAUUUCAAGCUCUUACAAAAGAAGUGGCUGACAUUAAAGAAAAUAAAGUUUAUUCGAUUAUAAUUCUCGAGAACACUGUCCAUGAAUUAAAGAAAGAGAAAUAUGACCUAAUCAAAGCUAACAACGACUUAAGAGAGAAAAACGAAGUAUUACAUCAAAAAAUUUCGGAUUUUAAUUCGACAGUACAAAGAUUGGAAGAUGAGAAGCAGAGUCUAAUCACAACCCUAAAGGUAGUUCAAAAGGAAACUCAAACUGUUCAGCCGGAUUUAAAUGACAGAAUGCAAAACCUUGAAAACGAAAAUAAGAGCUUAUCAACGGCAUUAACACUCUUGCAACACGAAUUAGAUAAUACUCAACAACAUAAAUGGAAAGUUGUAAAGACGAAGUGUAAUAAACCACCUCCAGAGACCCCAGCAGGAUCAAAUACUAUUGAAACAAAAAAUCAAUAUACAACCCUUAGGGUCACUGAUUCUGAACAUGACGAUAUUCCAGCAAGACUGAAUACCCAACAGAUUCUAGAUGAAACUUCGAAUACAACCAAACACAGCAACAUACAGAUGGUUGGAAAAAGCAGUGGUCCAUCAAAUUCUAAUGAGUCAAGUCGUGACUCACAACGUAGUCAACCUAGAAUAGCUAUCCUCGGAGAUUCGAUGAUUAAACAUUUGGACACCAAACGAAUGCAGAAUGAUUGA
Messenger RNA from Paramuricea clavata, 750 nucleotides. The record is from the annotation of a GenBank genome assembly. NCBI's taxonomy places the organism in Eukaryota, Metazoa, Cnidaria, Anthozoa, Malacalcyonacea, Plexauridae.